AGGGGGAACGGCCGAACUCCGAACCCGAAGACGGAAGUAAUGCUGCGACGACUGUAACCCGAACUCGAGUCGCCGCCGCCGCUCCGCUUCGCUGCUUCGCUUCCGCUGCUGCCUGGCAUGCCCUGGAGUUCCUCGCGCGGCGCACGUUGAUGCGCACGUAAUUGUGACAGCAACAGCGAGUAGGAGCGUGCGGGCCGGGUUCAGCCAUUAUAUUGCGUCCUUUCCCCCGAUGCCCCGAUCCGUCGUAGACUACAGUGCCCUGUGAAUGUACACUGCUCGAAGACGCCUGGUCUGCUUCCCUCGGGUGACCGACUACGGACGGAGUGCUCGUCUUGGCUGUUUGGGGACUGACUCGGACACAGCCUCUCUCCCUCCCUGCGCGGCGCUGCGCCGGCGGCAGCAGCUGCAGUAUAAAGGGGGCGCACCUGCGCCACGCAUCGACAAGAAGGCCGAGCUGGUCGAGCUUCUGUGUGUGGCCGCUGGAGACAACUCUACGCCGGACCUCACUCCCCAUUCUGCUGCCGCUACCGCCGUUACUCGCCCGGUCGCAAAAUCUACGGCCCCCACAGCUGCCUCAGCUCGGAGCGCCUGUCAACACCGGUCUACACCGUCCGGUCAGAGGUCAUCGACUCAGCUCAAAGAACAUGGAGGCGUUGCUGGACGAGGUGCUGGUGAUGGUGCUGCAGUACCUGGACGUGCCGGACCUGCUGGCGUGCCGGCUGGUGAGCCAGCGGGUCGGCGCGCUGGUGCUGCACCCGUGCGUGUGGGCGCGCCGCCCCUUCAACCCGUACGACGGCGAGGGGCGGCGGCGGCAGUGGGCCGGCGGCGACGACGACGUCGGCGUCCUGACGCAGUGCGUGUGCCCGGUGCUGCGCCUGUCGCCGUGCCUCGGCGCGCUCCACGUCGUGCUGCCGCCGCCCCGGUGGUGUCCCGCCGCCCUGUACUCCUCGACGGGCUGCGCCGCGGCUCGUCUGCGGCUGGUCGUCAACGGGAGCAUCGUGGCCUCGAAGGCCGCCGAGUUCGUCCGCCGGCAGGAGGCGCUCGGCCGGCUCAGGUUCGUCGACCUCGCCGCGUACAAGGGCACGGGGGCGGGCGUCUCCGCGCUGCUGUGCACCGUGCUGUCGGUGCCGGGCUUGGAGGGCCUCGCGCUGUCCCUGGUGUUCAGGCCCGACCCGACCGUUGCCGUGGCGUGCAGCAGCAGCGCCACCGCGCCGCACCUGAAGCGCUUCCACUGCAACCUGGACCCGUGGACGGAGGAUCUCGUCAACGCCGUCCUGGUCGCGCACGCCGCCACUCUCGAGGGGGUCCACCUCAUCAGGUACACGUGCUACGACGGGGGGAUCAUGACCUUUCACCCGGAGACUCUGUCCCUGCUGGCGGGCGCGCCGAACCUCAGCGAGCUGACGUGCGACUGCCACCCUGGGCUGGGGGCCGUUCCCCAUGAGUCGCUUACCGUCCUCCACCUCAGCAUGCACUACAAACAAGCCGGUUGUUCGACCCCGUCCGCCGUCGAGGAGGCCGCGGAACUCCUGCAGCGCGCCGAGCACCUGCGUGAAGUGACCCUGGAGUACACGUUCCCGCACAGGCCGUACGCCGAUCUGUUCGCCGGCGUGGACCUUGUCCUGGCUUUGGCCUCGUCACGACCCUCCCGCGUCGAGAAGCUGACCAUCCAGAACAACAACUACGUUUAUGGGGUCGAGGUACCCGGGGAAGUGCAAAUUAAUGUGCUCGUGGAAGGACAAGUACACGUUCAAGUGCAUCCCGUUCUCCAGUGGGAGCCGUCCCCCGACCUGAAGCCGUGCCCACAGCUGCAGCAGCUGAUCAGCACUCUGCCCUCGCUGCCGCACCUGCGGCACCUGCAGGUGGGCGCGGUGACCACCGAGCUACUGCUCGCCCUCCUCUGCCCGGACACGGUGCCGGCCCUGCAGAGGGUCGAACUGAGCCUGGAAGACGUCGAGUGCAUCCACGAAUGGCUCCACCAGGGCGACAUGGUCAAGGGCCUCAUGUCGGCGAGGCCUUCGCUCCACCUGGAGUUGCAGGCGAACUACUGCACUCUCAAGUACUGCAAGGUGUGCCUGCAGAGCUGCCACAAGGAGCUGUGGGAUGAGAGGACGGCCAGGGCCCUUGGCUUCGAGCCCGCGCGACUUGGCCUCUUCGCCCACGACCCCGCGGAGAGGUGCUUCGUGGACCACACUGCUGACCGCCGCCGGUGGCUCCGUGUUCCUCUGGUGGAAGUUCCGUGUGACGCGAACGGACGUUUGUUCGAAGUGCUCGACAGCGUAAUCUCUAGCGCGUUGCUAGCAUCUUCAAAUUUAAAGCAGUAACGGCCCGAAUGCAACUCCCUCAUUGUUCGAGAACCCCGGGCUGACGUUUGUUUUUGUUUUGCGCAUUUAUUUGUUGUAUAUUUCUCAAAUUUUCCUUUGAGAAAAGUAAUUAAUGAAAAGUAAUUAAUCCACCAGGUGCAGCCCUAUUAUGUUUCUUACUCCAAUAAAAAAUCACGAUUCAAUUA
This is a messenger RNA of Frankliniella occidentalis (western flower thrips), 2509 nucleotides long. RefSeq lists its product as uncharacterized. The transcript is spliced from 2 exons. Bases 645 to 2324 code for a protein of 559 amino acids. Lineage: Eukaryota; Metazoa; Arthropoda; Insecta; Thysanoptera; Thripidae. The record is from RefSeq and is a predicted model, not a curated record. Gene Ontology annotation, molecular function: protein binding.